CUGGGCAGUUUUGAUGAAUUAAUACUACGGGAAAACAGAAAAUAGUGGAAGGGAGUAGGGGUACAGAGAGAGGAGCCCAGUACCUCCACCGAACCUGUGUUGAUGUGUAGACAGUGCAGCAGCAGCUGACCAGAUAAACAAACCAGCCGCUGCCGCUCUGUGCCUGGAGAGGAAGGAUUCGCAGCAGGAGGGAUGGGAGGCGUGAGGCGUGUAGUGGUAACGGGGCUGGGCCUAGUGACGCCUCUGGGUGUAGGGGCGCCACACACCUGGCUGCGUCUCACUGCUGGGAGGGUGGCCACUUCGGCACUCACUGAUGAAGGCUACGCACAGGUGCCGUGUCGGGUUGGUGCCAGAGUGCCGCGGGGCGAAGGCGAGGGAGAGCUGCACCUUCCCGCCCACUUCACGCCCAGCCAACUGCGCACAAUGACCCCGGCCACGUCCUUCGCUCUGGUGGCCGCUCGCGAGGCCUUGGGGGAUGCUGGGUGGCGUCCAGAGAGUGAGGAUGAGCGGGCGAGGGCAGGUGUAGCGCUGGGCAUGGGCAUGGUGGACCUGGAGGACGUGCUGGUCACGGGAGCGGCGCUGCAGAACCGGUACAGCCGCGUCAGUCCUUACUUCGUGCCGCGCAUCCUGACCAACAUGGCGGCGGGCCAGAUCAGCAUGGAGCAUGGCCUGGAGGGACCCAACCACAGCGUGUCCACCGCCUGUGCCACUGGUGCCCAUGCUGUGGGGGACGCCUUCCGUUUCAUUAAGCACGACCACGCCGACGUGAUGGUGUGCGGCGGCACUGAGGCGUGCAUCAACCCUCUGGCCCUGGCUGGAUUCUGUCGCCUGCGUGCCCUGGCCACCAGCUUCAACCAGACGCCGGAGAAGGCUUCACGUCCCUUUGAUACCAAGCGGGAAGGCUUUGUCAUGGGCGAGGGCGCGGGGGUGAUGGUGCUGGAGGAACUCUCCCACGCCCGGGCCCGCGGCGCCACGGUGUACGGGGAGGUGCUGGGCUACGGGGCCACCGGAGAUGCCUACCACUACACCGCUCCCAGGGAGGAUGGGCGGGGCGCCGUGCGAGCCAUGACUGCGGCACUGAAGGAGGCGGGCGUAGCUCCAACAGAAGUGGGCUACAUCAACGCCCACGCCACUUCCACGCCCCUAGGGGACGCCGUCGAGGCUCAGGCGAUCAGGGAGGUGUUCCAGGGGCACGCGGCGAGCCUUGGCGUGUCCUCCGUGAAAGGAGCGCUGGGUCACCUUCUGGGAGCUGCCGGGGCAGUGGAGGCGGUACUGACGGUCAUCGCCUGCCAUGCUGGCUUCCUGCCGCCCACUGCAAACCUGGAGGAACCUGAGCCGGCCCUUGGCCUGGAUCUGGUGGUGGAUGAGGGGCGCCCCUGGCUGCAGGAUUCGCCCAAGAGAGUUGCCCUCACCAACUCGUUCGGGUUCGGCGGCACCAACGCCUCCCUGUGCCUGGCUGCCUGUGACUGAGGUCCGUAUGGAGCAUCACGGAGAGGCUUGGUGCCAGUUCCCAGCUGCACCAGGCUGUGUGAGGUGGGGGGAUGGUGGGGGUGGGGUUUGUGCAGAAUGGUUUCAUUGGACCUGUGAUGGGCAUUGUGUAUCUGUAUAUUUUGUACAUAGGGCGUGAACAUUUAAGCAUUGUGGUAUUACUAUACAUAGAGGCAGCCUAGUGGGAUAGGAAGGUGUUUGUUAAUUAUUAUUAUGUACAACAUCAUUGGACUUACACACACACACACACACACACACACACACACGAAUAAACCACAAGCAAGCAGGCUAUACCAGGUUUUGUUACCACCAACUCCAUUUCUCUCUCAACACGCCUUAACUCUUGCUGCAAGACUACACGCUCGUAAAGUAAAUCAAUAAAGAAAUCAAACAACAAA
Molecule: messenger RNA, 1886 nt
Organism: Portunus trituberculatus (swimming crab)
Lineage: Eukaryota; Metazoa; Arthropoda; Malacostraca; Decapoda; Portunidae
Product: 3-oxoacyl-[acyl-carrier-protein] synthase, mitochondrial-like
Exons: 3
Coding region: 193-1470 (425 amino acids)
Biological process (GO): fatty acid biosynthetic process
Molecular function (GO): 3-oxoacyl-[acyl-carrier-protein] synthase activity
Source: RefSeq, a predicted model, not a curated record